CACAAUUACAGAUAUCCAAAAUAAUUGUUACGUACAUUCACAGCUCGUGUUCUUCAACGUUAUUUUGGUCAAUCAUCUGUCUUUAUCAUUUUGAAGUAUGUCCUCAUGAUUUCGAAUGAACAGUUACCUGUCAUAACUGAGGAAAUACUGUUGGACAUACUGAGUAUGCAACCACUCAUAAUGUCCAUGUCAUCUCUGUAUGACCAUGACCUGAUUAUGUGAAUGUAAGUGUGACUAUAACACGUGUGAGCUAGUGAUGUUGACAGAUGUGAGUAGCGUGUAUUAUCAAUCGAAAGUGAAAUACCUGAAACAGGAGGUUGAGAAGAUCAAACAGAAGAGGGUGCAAACAGAGACUGAUUAGUGUGGAACCAGAAGCACAAUGAAUUCUGAGACGAUUGAUUGACAUUUGCAGAAGGAACAGUCAAGUUUGAGACGAUGAAUUGACAUUUUGCAAAUGCAGUAUAUACGUAAUGGUUAUCAGAUAUUUUCAAAAGAUAGUCUGUAAUUUUCUUCUCAAAUACACUUGUGUUCUCGUUCACUACAUCACAAUUACCACUAACAAAUGCAUAAACAUACAUCAAACCAAAUUUUAACUACUUAUAAUGACAAGUUGUAUACUUUUGAAUUUGAUAAUAAAAUGAAGCCGAACCAUAGUGACAAUGAUAAUGUUGAUGAUGUGAUUCAUUAGUGCUUCUGAAUUAAAAAUGCACAGUACAAUGAAUAAAUUAAUUCAGAUGAAUCCCAAUUAAUUUUACUAUUUCACUUGAUAUUCUGUGAAAAUUCACAUUGAAAGUGAAAGAUACAUUGACUCACAUUUAUUACCAGUACAUACAGCAUACACAAUAUCAUCAUCUCAGUGAACAAUAUUGAAAUGUUAUUGUCAAGUGAAUCUUGGACUAAAAUAUUCAUCCUGUGCAAUUGUAGUUUUGUAGUAUUCGGUGUUGUUCUGUUAACACUCGGAAUUCAACCACAAAUCACAUUAAAUCAAUUCAGAAAUAUACUACAAAAUGCGAAACCAGAGAUCUUCCUGGUUGUCAGUAUCUCAGGUGGUCUCGGUGUACUAGGAUCAUUUGUUGGCAUUUAUGGACACUCGAAGAAACAGAAAGUGAUCAUAUAUUUGAACAUUUUCGUUUUGUUUAUCGUGACUUGUGUGUGGAUCGGUAUGGCAUCAAAAGUAGCUUUAACGGAAGACAGGUUCCUUAAUUUAGUUAAUAGCUCGCUGAGUUCUACUGUUAAAGAAUAUGAGAAACGAGUUGAUUAUCACAUGGAGUUUGAUGAAUUACAAAAAAGUUUUUACUGCUGUGGAGCAAACUCGGAGAAUGAUUAUCGACAUCCACAAUAUACUAGGUCAGUACUAACACCUGAUUCAUGUAAAUACGACAGAUUCGCAUAUCCUAAAGGAUGUGUAUCAGCGAUAAUUGAAUAUACACAAACUUAUCUAAAUAUCAUCAUGUAUCUAUGUUUCACAUUCGGGAUUAUUCAAGCGCUCUACUUGAUAUUGUCAAUUAUGAGAAUACGUAAAUUUGAAGGUGACGAUUUUCUAUCUGCAUAAUGGUCUUAUUGAGACCAAAUGUUAAGAAGAUAUUCAAUGGAACCUAAUGUCAAUCAAACAACCGAAUCAUUGACUAUUCAUUACUCAUUCUAUUGUCAUUUGAUCUUACUUAUUUGUACACCAUUAUACACUAUUCUCAUCAACUGAAUAAUGAAUUUCUUCAUUAUUUUCUUUGUUUAAAUCAACUUGUUACUGGGAGGUAUUUCGAAAGAAAACAAACACAAAAUGAGAAACGUUUAUUCUCUUUAACACAAUCGAUAGGAAAUUUCAACUAGAGUAUAUCAGUCAAUCAGAUCCGAAGUGUUCAUACAACGAAUACAAGGUACUUGAUCGAAAGUAGAUUAUCAUUAUUAUUAUUAUCAUAAGGUAUUGAUUAGAUUUCAAGAUAGAUGGUUGUCAUCUCUUCAGAGUGUUUAUUGUGAAGGUGUAGUUGCAAUGAUAAAUCGAUCUAGUUGUGGUUAUUGAGAGUUGCAUUAUGAUUUUAUGAUGGAAGGUCAUUGGUUUACUAUAAUACUGAGAGCAUUGUGGAUUGAUUGAGCUUUAGAAGUAAAACGAUAGGUGUAUUUUUCUUUGAAAUUCUAUUUCUGACAUUUUGUUACAAUAUCUGUUGAGCAUAGUUGGAGAUGUGAAAACCACUUAAUAUGUAUACUUAUUUUACAGGAUUAUAAUAAUACUCACUUAGUAUUGUUUUGCUUGUAUUUUCCCAUAGAGGUUUUUAAUUGGAAUUGAUCUGUCUGUUUGUAGCAUAUGUGCAUACUGUGAGUAUGCCUCGAUAUUUCUUUAAUUCAUAAGCUUUUAUAAGCAAAGACUGAUAAUGGCUAGCAGUUUGAUGCGCGUUUAAUCCUAUUUGGGACUCGUCAACUGGAAGUACCUACAUCUCAGAGUUGAUGUUCACUCUGAUAAUAAUACUGAUUAAUAACUUCUGUUUGAUAUAGUGACAGCAUUGAAAAUGAAUUCCACAAAGAGAGAAGACUUCGCUUAACCAACCUUUCAUGUUUUAUGGCUUAUAGCUGCAUUCCGUUUAUAAUAUUCAAAAAGGUAAAACUAAAUUCCAACUAAUACCAUCUAAUAAUUACUAUUUGUAUGUAUGUAUGCAUGCACAUUGUGGAGGUUACCUAAGCUGCGUGCAAUCUACAUUUUGAACAUAGAACUAUAAUUCAUUAGUUUAGUGAAGAAUUUAUUUAAUGUAGAGGUAAAGAUGAAGGUUGAGCGAAAUCGUUACUUGGAAAUUUCAUCACAGUUUUACAUUUUAUCAAGAUGUAUUGAAUCUUACUACUGAAAUACCGAUUCAUCCUGUCACGUUUGGUUCUAUGUAAAUCAGUGAGAAAUCAGUGAUGUUAUCAUUCACUCUAAUUGAUGAACAAUGAUGAGAUUUCAAAAUUGGCUUCCGCAAUGCCAAAAUAUCUCAUAAUCCAUGCAGUGUGGAUUGUGUAAUGAAAGGCUCUAAAAUUAUGUAAACUAGUUGGUACUACAAAUAUCACAGUUCCAAUUCCCUUCUCAAAGAAAAUUGCAUAGCACUGAAUCCACCAACCAAUAACAUUCAAAGCAAUUGGUUUAUGGAAUUCAUUACUAAUUAUUGAUCGAUUAAUAUGGAAUGUUGUGUUUUAUUGCCUAGUUGAAUGUUCAACACUUCCAUAACUGACAUGGAUUGUAACUUGAAGAGAACACACAUUCCUACCAUACGUCAGUGAAUUUACAAUAAAUGUUUCACAAACCAAUCAAGCAAAUAAUGAAUAAUCUUGAUUGUGCGUUAAAAUGCCCCAGUCACAAACACAUUCACUUCCAUGAAUGUUCAGUCCGUAUGUGAACUCCUGUUUAACACGAGAAAUCAUAAAUACAUAUCGACUAUUGAAUAUCUCAAUAUCUCGAAUUCGCUGAGCUCACAAAUGUAAAAAUCUUCUGAACAUUAGUCGCUACUGAUUAGGAUGAAUAAGUUGAGCUUCAUUUCUCUCUGUUCAGACUACAAUGAUGACGAUUCCACAUAUGUUGAUAUUUUGAACCGUGUAAAUAUAUUAGAUUUACCGGUUGAUAGAGUGAGAAUGAUCCGUGAUGAAUAUAGUGAAUUCUCUAUUGUCGUCUCAUUGGAAGGAACUGUGACGAAAUUAUUAUCGUUUUUAUUGUUAACAUUUAGUGUCGCUGUCAAAGAGGAGGUGGAGAUGGUGCUGUACUGUGGAUUCCGUUGUUGGGUCUAGAGAUGAGUAUUAAGUUGGUGUUGUCUGUUGCAGUUAGUAGACGUCUAGUGGAGUGAUCUGGUGAGAUGAUAUUGUUUGUGAUGUUCAGUGUUGAGAAGAGAGAAGACGCGAGACGUUUGAGUGCAGGAUGGACAUCGCACUGAGAUUGUCUGUGAGUUGGGGACAGUUAUAUAGCUCAGAGUGUCGACGGAAUCCACAUUUCGAUGAGGAACAAGGCAUAGAAUGCGACAAGGAGGAAAGGUGCACUAUGAGAAGAACGACUGAAGGAGCGACUGUUUAAAGAGGGAACAAGUGUGGUGUAUGUUAAUGAGGCUGACAGAUAUAAGUAGUACGUGGCAGCGAUUGGAG
This is a messenger RNA of Schistosoma haematobium, 4092 nucleotides long. RefSeq lists its product as uncharacterized. The coding region runs from base 872 to 1552 and encodes 226 amino acids. Gene Ontology annotation, cellular component: membrane. The record is from RefSeq and is a predicted model, not a curated record. The transcript is spliced from 7 exons. NCBI's taxonomy places the organism in Eukaryota, Metazoa, Platyhelminthes, Trematoda, Strigeidida, Schistosomatidae.